Molecule: messenger RNA, 369 nt
Organism: Cercospora beticola
Lineage: Eukaryota; Fungi; Ascomycota; Dothideomycetes; Mycosphaerellales; Mycosphaerellaceae
Source: RefSeq, a predicted model, not a curated record
AUGUCGCCGAACGACCCAUCCCCCCGCCAUCCCCGCUCCUCCACAGAGACCGAACGCACAUUAAUCGCAGACGAGGAGCAACAUCCCGCAUCAUCCUCUCGCGCCGCAUCUCCAGCUCGAACACUCGUCGAUACAUCGACUCCAACUCCAUACCGAGGCUUCCCAUCACAAGCAGAAUAUCUAGCCGCACUUCGUGAAUGGGCAGAAGAGAAGCGGUAUCUACAGCCUUCGACAACAACACUCACGGGGUACUAUGGAAAGGAAACGCUGCAGGCGUACGCGAAUAAGCCGAGACAUGAAUUUGGUAUCAGUCGAAAGUUGCGGGAGAUGAAGGAGAAGAAGCAGGGGCGGAAGCAGAGUGUAGCAUGA